AUGACUCUGUUACGACUCGCCACAUUGUUGCUUCUUCAUCAAGGAUAUUCUUUGGUUCCAGUGAUCACAGUUGAACUUGGUCAAACUGUCACUUUGACUUGUGCUUUUAGUUUGAAAUAUCAGAACAAAUGGAUUUUCUGGUACAAGCAAAGUCCUGGAGAUACUCUGGAUUUAAUCGUGAUGCAGCAGGGAAUGACAAACCCAAAUUAUGGACCAGCAUUCUCUUCUUCAAAAUUCAGUGUGACAAACUACAGCAGUCUUACAAUUUUCACAACAGUUCAACAAGAUGAGGGAAUGUAUCACUGUGCUCAAAUGGACGCACUUGACUUUAUGUGGAGUGGGACUUAUGUAUCCAUAAAAGGGAUCUCUAAGAGGACAUCAAACUACACAGUUUUUUCACAGCCGACGGUCUCAGAUCCAACAGGCUCAGAGACUCUGCAGUGUUCGGUCCUCUCUGACUCUGAGAACACAACCUGUUCAGGAGAACCCAGUGUGUUCUGGUUCAGAGCCAGAUCAGAAAAAUAUUUUCCCAACAUGAUUUACACUGAAGGAAAAAAAGCUGAAAAUUGUGAGAAGAGACCUGACUCAUCGAAGAAAUGUUUUUACAACUUCUCUAAGAAUAUCAGCUCUUCUGAUACUGGGAUUUACUACUGUGCUGUGGCCACAUGUGGACAGAUACUGUUUGGAAAUGAAAUCAACCAGAGAAAGGGUAAUAGAAAUGAAAACAACAUGCUAGUGGUGACAAUCUGUUUGGUCACUUCUGUAAUUGGUAAUAUUGUUUUCAUUUGCUAUCUAACACAAAGAUCAGCAUGUCAACGCUAUAAAGAAAGCUCUUCACAGAAAAGAAACAACUUUAGCCAAGUAGUAAAUGAUACUGAAGCUGGACCUGAUCUGAACUACGCUGCGUUACAUUUCUCUGAGGGGAGAACAUCAAGAGCAAAGAAGAAAGAGUUGAUGACUGAAUGUGUUUAUUCACAGGUUAAAGGACCAGCCUGAAUAUAUGCAUCAGCUUGUAAAGAA
This is a messenger RNA of Xiphophorus maculatus (southern platyfish), 1020 nucleotides long. RefSeq lists its product as uncharacterized. The record is from RefSeq and is a predicted model, not a curated record. The coding region runs from base 1 to 996 and encodes 331 amino acids. Gene Ontology annotation, biological process: response to bacterium. NCBI's taxonomy places the organism in Eukaryota, Metazoa, Chordata, Actinopteri, Cyprinodontiformes, Poeciliidae. The transcript has 6 exons.